CUUUGUUUCUCAAUCUCCUUGAAAAUCUAUUAGCUCACCAUAUAUACCCUCCUUCCCUCUUUCAAACACACCUCUCUUUUUCCUCUCAACUCUUAUUUGCAAUCCCAAAAGAGAAUGGCUAUCAGCAGGAAAUCAAACAAAUUGGCACAAACAGCAAUGAUAAAGCAAAUCCUGAAAAGAUGUUCCAGCUUAGGGAAGAAACAAAGCUACGGUGAUGAACAAGGACUCCCUUUGGAUGUCCCGAAAGGUCAUUUUGUGGUAUAUGUUGGUGAAAACAGAAGCAGAUAUAUAGUUCCCAUCUCCUUUUUGACCCGACCCGAGUUUCAAAGCUUGCUUCAUCAGGCUGAAGAAGAAUUCGGGUUUGAUCACGACAUGGGCCUCACCAUUCCUUGUGAAGAAGUUCUUUUCCAGUCUCUAACGUCCAUGCUCAGAUAAUAAGACUGGUUUUAUAUGGUUAGGCUUUUAAAUGGAGGAUAUACAUGAAAUUAAGGUGAAGCUGCUUCAUUGCUUCUCUUUUUAUUAGAUUUUCACUUUAUUAUUAUUAUUUUUUGUUAACUGAUAUGACCCAAAAACCCAUGAAUAUUUUUAGAUUUGUAAAUCUGAGAAAAGCUUGAAAUAUUUUCCUCACUGAGGUGUGGCUUGUAUGUAUUAUCAACUACCAAUGUACCUGUGAGAGAGUGAAAAUUUAUCAAGGAUUUGGGGCCCUUCUUUUUA
Gossypium raimondii (Peruvian cotton) is the source of this 714-nucleotide messenger RNA. RefSeq names its product protein SMALL AUXIN UP-REGULATED RNA 51. The record is from RefSeq and is a predicted model, not a curated record. The coding region runs from base 115 to 435 and encodes 106 amino acids. Gene Ontology annotation, biological process: response to auxin. The transcript has a single exon. NCBI's taxonomy places the organism in Eukaryota, Viridiplantae, Streptophyta, Magnoliopsida, Malvales, Malvaceae.